AUGCCUGUUCCCGUCGCCCUAGCAACGCUUGCUGCCACGGGCAGCCUGGUGACUUCGAUCAAGUCGGCCAUAGAGCUCCGCAAGAUGAUGAAGCGGAAGGAGGAGACGAGGCUGGCCGAAGACGAGGCGCCACGCAUCUUCAACAGGCUGCGCCGGGCGUACAAGGAUGGGUAUCUGACCAGUGCUGAAUACUACCAGUGGUACGAGAAGUUCAUGGUGGCCAAGAUCGAGAGAGACUUGCCUGCCCUGCGCCGGAUUCGAGCGCACAUGAGAGUGCUCGAGGAGAACCCGCAGAGCCGCACCAUCGCCAGCCGCUCGCGGGCCUACGAGGACCGGGACCGGGGCCGGCGGCACUCGUUCUCGUACGCGCCCGAGCCGCAGAGCGCGGGCAGCAUCGAGUACUUUCCCGAGCCCGGGCGGCGCGUGGGCGCGACCCCUGACCAGUUCAUCCGGCUACAGCGGCAGGCGACGGCGACGUACCCGCGCCCCGCUGCCCCUGCUGCUGCU
Molecule: messenger RNA, 507 nt
Organism: Lasiosphaeria miniovina
Lineage: Eukaryota; Fungi; Ascomycota; Sordariomycetes; Sordariales; Lasiosphaeriaceae
Exons: 3
Source: RefSeq, a predicted model, not a curated record